UGCCCUAAAAAGGUUGUUGCUAAAGCUUGGGUUUAUUGUAAAGGUUAUUUUUGAAGUUUAGUAAUAUAAAUAUUAUAAAAAUACUUUAUAGUUUCUAGUCUGGAAUGCAAGAAACUUGGAGAUCACUCCCUUUUGUUCCUCCAGUAAGAAAAAUACUUUAGUUUUGUCUUUUUUAAAAAAAAGUCUCUGACUUAUCUCCUGAUAUUUAUCACAAGGCAGACUGCUGCUCUACAUAGAGAGACAAACUGGUGGACACUGAGGUUCGCCACUGUUAGCACAGCAGACCCUGCUCCACGGUUGCCUAGCACUGGGUUAAUCAGCAUACCAUGUGUGACAAUUUGGAGAAAAAAACAAACAUUACAGACACGUUUAGGUAUAACAUAGAUAUGAGAAUUAAUAGCUUCCUGUCACUAUGAUGAUAUACCUGAUACAAUUAUAAAGAGAAAAGGUUUAUUUUUGGUUCAUAUUCUAAGGUUUGAGGCCAGACAGCACAGUAUGGAAGGCAUGCGUGGAAGAGCAUCACCAGUUCUCUCAUGUUCCAGGGAUCAGGAAGAAAUAGAAUAGAGGUGUGGAUCCCGCAGCCUCUUUGAAUGUGUGUCCCAGUGACCUGAAGGCUAGGCCCCACCUUCUAAAGGUCUACUACAGCUCCCAAUAGCACCACCCUGGAUAUCAAACAUUUAACACAGUAGCUUUUGUGGGUCACUCUAAGUCCAAGCUAUAGUAGAUGCUGACCUGAACGUCUCACGGACUUUGGCAUCUGCAGUGUGUUCAGUUCUAGAAACAGGCUAGGUACCAUAUACCAUGGUCCCCUUCUUCUGGGACCAAAAGUACAAGGGCCCUGUGGUAGAUACAGCGAGUCUUGGAGUCAUCCUCUAUAUGACAAUCACUAGAUCCCUGGCUUUUGAUGGAUAGAACAUAGUGUAAGUGUAGGAGUAGACAGAGGAUUAUAAUACAUUCCCCUGUAUCUGUGAUAUAUGAAAACUUGAAAUAUCUGGUCUUCAAUAAUCUGAUCAUCAGAAAGAUGAGCAUGUUAGAGGGAAUCCUGAAGGUACCGAUGAACAAAUGGAGGCCAUGAAGCGUGUGAUGGCUUAAAUGAGAAUGCCCCUUCUCCACACACCUACAUAGGCUCAUAUAUGUGUGUUCUUAGUUUUUAGUUGAUGAACUGUUUGGGAGGAUUAGGAGGUGUGUUAUUGUUGGCAGGUUUUGAGGUUUGAAAAGUCCAUGCCAGGCCCAGUGUCUGUUUGUCCGUUCAUUCUGUCUGUCUGUCCAUCCCUGCAGCCUGUGGAUCAAGGCUAUAAUGUUUGCAACUGUCUGCUUUUCACCAUGCUGAUAAAUGGACUAACUCUUAAACUGUUAACAAGCCCCCCAGUUAAAUGUUUCCUUUGAAAGGAGUUGCCUUGGUUUUAGUUAGUCUCUUUGCAGGAGGAGAACAGAAAGAUAAGAUAAAGAGGAACUGAAAGUUUACAGAGAGCCACUGGUUGCUAUAAUCUUCUACCCAAGAUGCUGCUGUCUAUGGGCUAAGAUUGGGAUGAGACUCAUUUUGGGCCAGAAGUGCAAUCAAGGAGUAAGCAGUCAUCAGACCACAGGCUCUAAGAGACCUUGAGAGCUCACCAUCACUGUAGAACCCCUGCCUCCUUGAAAGCAGUAGGGCUAAACAAACAUCGCUGUAAUAGAACGAAUAUAGAAAUUUGAGCUGUGUACUCUGUAUUUCACAUGUUCAGGACUCUAGGAACAACAGAAAAAAAAAGACAAAUACAUUUCACAUAUAAAUACCUAAUUUUUUUUUAAGUAUAAAGAGCACCAUAAGCAAUAUGAAAGAAAGCCAAGGACUAAUCUGGGCAGUGUUUACAGGGACAGAGGGCUAAUGCUCUUGCCAGAGAUUUAUUCUUUUGUUAUUCAUUUAUUUAUUUGAGAUAAAAAUCUCACUAUGCAGCUUAGACUGGCCUUGGAAUGUAAUCCUAGCUUUCCUUAAACCUAUGAUCCUCCCUGCCUCUGGCUCCCAGUGUUAGAAUUAUUGGCAUGUGUCACCAGCCAGACCUUACCAGAGAUCUUAAAAAUCAAGCAACAAACUCCAUAAAAAGUCAUGAAAGUAAAAUUGACAUACAUACCGUGCAAGUUAAACCUAAGUUAUUCUUCCCAUCACAUUGCUACAUACAAAAUAGAUUGUUAGGUAAUGGUGCUGAUGGGAAGUUAUGUUGAUAGAAUUUUCUCUGUGACAGUUUGGUAACAUAGAAAAGUUUUUAUGUGUAUAUGGUAUGACUAGGAGCUCCUCUUUAAAUUUGAUGCAAGUAAAUAUUGACAAUAUUGUGUAACAACUAUUCAUUGUUAGUCUAAUAAUAGGGUAAAAUUGGAUUGUGUGAAUUCCUCUUGUGAAAUAAUUAUUUUAUCAGUAUAAUGGAAAAUCAAGCAGUCACAAAAAUGAUGUAGACUUGUUUUUGUCUAGUGGUAUGGAAUGAUGUUCAUUAUAUAUGUAAUUUAGGUGCAAAGAUCAGGUUGUAAAGUGACACGUAGUGACAUUUGCAAAUAAUGUUCCAGAUUGAACAAGACUAUAUAUAUUUGGUAUAUGCAUGUACCAAAAUGUUUUUAAAAGGGCUGGUUAUCUCAAUGAUGCUUUUAAUUGUGGUCACACUGUGUAGAGUGUCCUUCUUAUGAGCCAACUGGAAGCAGUGAAGCAUUCAAAUAGGGCAGGCAGGUAGAGGUUGGGAGGUGAAGAUGGGCCCGGAGGCCAUCUUCCCAUAGCAUUUGCCCUAAGUGGCCUCAGAUGGAAGUGGGCCUGCAUGCAGGUGGAACCCAAGUGUAGUCAGUGCAGGGGCUGGAAGAAGGGCGGCAGGGCGCACCUCAGGCUGGGUAGGUGAGCCACCUGCGCCCCUGGCCGGAAGAGUAAAACCGGAAGGGUAAGCGGGCUGCACUCCGGCCGGAAGGGUGAACCAGCUGGCUUCUCUGUCAGCUUUCUCUUCACAGUACUCCGCCUACCAGCCAGGCACCAUGAGGUUUCGGGCCAGGAUCACCAGCAGGAGUGUUCUAGAACUCUUUAUCCAAGUCAGCGGCACCGUAACAAAGCUGGCGAAGGUCUGUGUGCUCCGCGUGUGUCCGGACAGGCUGUGCUUCUGCUCUACAGGCCUGCCGGGUGAGGCCCGGCUGUGGGGUGAGGCGAAGCGGGGCGUCUUCCACCACUUCUGCAUGGAGGGUGUUUCGGAGGAGUUCAAUGAGAUCUAUCUAGAGCUGAUGUCUGAGCAUCUGGCCAGAGCCAUAAAAAAUGCGGGCUACGCUUCAUCCCUGAAGCUCCAACUCACCAACAAGCUUCGUCCCUGCCUCACUGUGGUGGUGGAGCUGGCGUCAUGUCCAGGCCACACCCGUGCCAUGGUCCACGACUUACCUGUGAAGGUGCUUCCUAGAAGGUGGUGGAAAGAGUGCACCGAGCCCCGAGUUUGGGCCUCUGAUGUGAGUGUUUAUCUGCCAUCUUUGAAAACCCUGAAGAACAUGGUGGAGAGGAUGGCAAACGUGGGCAAUCGUGUGCUUGUGGAAGCAAAUCUAAAUGGCAAAAUGAACUUGAGUGUAGAAACUAAUGUCGUGACUAUUAAAAGCUAUUUUAAAAAUCUUGGAAAUCCUCCAAAGGCUGUUAUGGAUACGACUCAAGGUGAAGACCCAGAGAACAUGGUGCAAGUGAGGGUGGACAAUAGGAAGCUUCUACUAUUUUUUGAAGGACAGCAAAUAAACCCCACAGUGGCCCUAUGUAAUAUUUUGAGCAGUACUCUGCUUCAUCUUGUUUUGGUUCACGAUGGUAUCUCUCUUCAGUAUUUUAUCCCUGCUUCAUAAAUAGUCAAGCAGUCCUGCUUUUCUUUUUCAAAGAAAUCUUAAUUCAAGAUCUUUCCAGAACUGAAACUGAAUUACUUGAAAGAAAAGCCUGCUCCCGGUGGAUUAUGUAGGGUGUUUGCUUUGUUGAGUGCUCCCUUUGUAAAAUGUUAGGAAAUAAUUGGAGAAAUAAUUGAAUAGUUCAUGUGCCUGCUUUUUGGCUUUGACAGUUAAAUUAUAUUCAAUUUUGUUGUUUUGCAAAAAAAGGAUUGUAAUAAAAUAAAAUAGCUGAAUCCUGAAACAAUUGUAUUACUUUAUUAUGAAAUACUAUUGUGAAGAAUGAGAAAUUUCUUCUCUUAAAAUAAACAUUAUUUUGAGAGACUUUUAACUUAAUAAGCUCAGUUUCUCUGAAAAGUAUAACAUGGAUUUUGUACUAGUGUGUACACCACAUAUUUAUUAAAAUAUGUUUUGUCUGGGUUCCAGUUUUGGGGAACAUUUUGAGAAAAUUCCAAGAUCUGCAGGUUUGUGCCUAUGCUUGAACAGUAUAUAUUUGACUUUCUAAUAACAUGGAUUUGAAUUGCUUUGGUCCACUGAUUGGCAGAUUGUUUUUUGUGUAUGGAUUUUGUAACUUUUUUUUAAUUCAGAGGAUCCCUGCAGCAUAAAAUACUUUAAAAUGAACAAAAUCCAUAACUAUAUGUAGAUUGUAUACAUUUGCUAAGUUAACAUUUAUUAGUACUUAAGCAUGCAGACUAAACACGGUGCCAUUCACAAUGGAGGUAAAUGUGAAGAUACGGUAUGGCUGCAUAACAUCAGCUGUGGUCCAUGCUGUACUACUGUAAAUUCAGUAACCACCUUCUUUAGGUGUUGUGGGAAGUCUGAGGUUACUUACAAACUUUCUGUUGCAUAGAGUUGACACCUAUAACUCUAGACGUUGGAUUUAUCAUAUACAAAGUUCAAGUUGGCUAUUAAUUUUCAUAUAUUUACUUAAGGGACUGUUGUGUGACUUUUCUUGGGAACAUGAGCAAGUGUAUAUUUACUGCAGAUAGGGAGGACAUCUCAAAACCUAAGGAAACUGAAUCCAAGUAUAGCUUAGAAAACCUAUGCGUGUAUUUGGGGUUAUAGGAUCAUGCAUGACUCAAAGGCAACUAGGUCACUGAAAAGUCCACUGAAGAAUUCCUGGAACUCCCUGCUCAUCUUGAAUCAAGAUUUACUUAUGGGAAAACUUUUGAGUAAACAGAGCUUCCAUUUUUAUUUUUCCUUUUGCCCAUGGUGUUCCAUUAUUUCAACUUAGAAAAUAAUAUUUUUUUAAUUAUAUGUGUAUGAGUGCUUUGCU
Molecule: messenger RNA, 5125 nt
Organism: Myodes glareolus (Bank vole)
Lineage: Eukaryota; Metazoa; Chordata; Mammalia; Rodentia; Cricetidae
Source: RefSeq, a predicted model, not a curated record